Messenger RNA from Cyprinodon tularosa, 1195 nucleotides. Its product is annotated as GTPase IMAP family member 9-like. NCBI's taxonomy places the organism in Eukaryota, Metazoa, Chordata, Actinopteri, Cyprinodontiformes, Cyprinodontidae. Gene Ontology annotation, molecular function: GTP binding. The record is from RefSeq and is a predicted model, not a curated record. The transcript has 2 exons. Bases 1 to 921 code for a protein of 306 amino acids.
AUGGUGGCUGGCUUGCUAGCAAUGGCUUUCCGCGUCGUUAUCGAGGAGGAUUGUUUUUGCUUGGAGGUAGCCAUCAACCGGCCAAAGUCGUCCAAAACGCACAUUUUUUCUGGUUCUUGCAAAGAUGUAAGAAUUGUCCUCCUGGGAAAAACUGGAUCGGGCAAAAGUGCAACAGGGAACACCAUCCUGGGAAAGAAGGCUUUUAUUGACGACUCGUCUCCUUCGUCUGUGACUAAGGAAUGCAAAAAAGCAACUCAUCACCUGAAUGACAGAAAAGUGACAAUCAUUGAUACUCCGGGGAUGUUUGACACAAAGCUCCCUGAGGAAGACUUGAAAAAAGAAAUAGAGAAAUGUAUCAUGCUGUCUCUUCCUGGACCACAUAUAUUCUUGCUUGUCAUCAGUCUCGCUGUACGCUUUACAGAGGAGGAGAAGAAUACAAUCAAGUGGAUAACAGAAAACUUUGGUGAGGAAGUCUUAAAGUACACAGUUGUUGUUUUCACCAGGGGUGACGAGCUCAAAGACACCAUUGAGAAACAUGUGCAGAAAAGUGAGGAUCUGAAGAAGCUCACUAAUGACUGUAAUGGUAAAUAUGUUGUGUUUGAGAACAACAACAGUGGAAAUCGCACUCAGGUGAAUUAUCUAUUUGAGACUCUAGACAAGGUGAUACAAUUGAAUGGAGAUUAUUAUACCAUUGAAAUGUACAAUGAGGCUCAGAAGAAACUAUGGUGGUGUUGGCUUGGACAACAAGCGGGAAAUGCAGGAAGUCGCUUAAUGUGGGCAGCAGGAGGAGCAGCUGCAUUUUCAGUUGGUGGUGCAAUGAUGGCAGGGGAAACUGCUUCUGCAGGUUUGCAAGUUGCAAACAUAGCCACUCUAGGAGGUGAAAUGAUUAUGAAAAAUGUUGGAUGGUUUCUCAGAAGAUGACCUGUUUGUAGUCUUACCUAGUGGCUGAGUUUGACAUUGCUAAAAAGUGACUGCCAUGCACAUUUUCUUUGUAUUCUAAAAAAAUAACAAUGAUUUUAAUGUGUUGUCUACUUUUUGACAAAAUUUUACUUUUAUUCUAAACAUAAUUAAAAAAUAUUAAGAAUCUUUUAAAUUCAUAAUCACUCAUUUAAAUUAUGUAUGAAUUAUGUAUGAAUCUGUUGGGAAAGAUUUCUAUAUUUGUCAAUUUAACUGAAAAUUAAUAAUAAAUCAAAUA